Batrachochytrium dendrobatidis JAM81 is the source of this 2208-nucleotide messenger RNA. RefSeq lists its product as uncharacterized. The coding region runs from base 1 to 2100 and encodes 699 amino acids. The transcript is spliced from 12 exons. The record is from RefSeq and is a predicted model, not a curated record. Gene Ontology annotation, biological process: NAD+ biosynthetic process. Lineage: Eukaryota; Fungi; Chytridiomycota; Chytridiomycetes; Rhizophydiales. Gene Ontology annotation, cellular component: cytoplasm. Gene Ontology annotation, molecular function: glutaminase activity; NAD+ synthase (glutamine-hydrolyzing) activity; ATP binding.
AUGCCUGCAUACAUUACAUUAGCAACAUGUUCACUGAACCAGUGGGCUCUUGAUUUUUCAGGAAACUAUACUAGAAUUCAAGAAAGCAUUGAUCAGGCCAAAGCCGCUGGUGCCUGUUAUCGUCUUGGUCCCGAACUCGAGAUUCCUGGCUAUGGAUGCAACGAUCACUUUCUUGAAGCUGAUACACACCAGCACUCAUGGGAGGUGCUUGCUAAAUUAUUGGAAAACCCACAGAAUGUUGGAAUUACUUGUGAUGUUGGCAUGCCAGUAAUGCAGCGAGGUAUUCUAUACAAUUGCAGGGUUAUAUUUCGUGACCACACUAUUGUGAUGAUCCGUCCAAAGAUGUUCAUGGCAAAUGACGGCAACUACCGAGAAAUACGAUGGUUCACGCCAUGGUCUGAAUAUAAAAAACUUGAUCAACUGUGCCUUCCCAAGAUCAUUUCAAAACUCAACGGACAAACGAGUGCUCCAUUUGGAGAUGGAGUUGUGGCAUUUUCAGAUGCAGUAAUUGGCACAGAGAUAUGCGAGGAACUGUUUACACCGCAUAGUCCACAUGUGCAAAUGUCUUUGGAUGGUGUUGAAAUAUUUACAAACGGCAGUGCAAGUCAUCAUGAGUUUUGUAAACUUGAACAACGUGUACAGCUCAUCAAAAGUGCUACUGAAAAGUGCGGGGGUAUCUAUCUGUACUCAAAUCAGAAAGGAUGCGAUGGAGAGCGUGUAUACUAUGAUGGAUGUCCUUUGAUUGUGCUGAACGGCGAUGUUGUUGCACAAGGUGCUCAAUUUUCAUUGGCGGAAGUGGAGGUGAUCACAGCAACGGUGGAUCUUGAUGAUGUGCGUGCAUACAGAUCUGGGCUGGUUAGCCGCUCUUUGCAAGCUGCAUCGAUCAAGGAGCACUUUCCAGUCGUUCAUCUAGACGUGUGUCUGACAAGCGAGUCGAUUUUUAAUGGAAAGUCGCUUGCUCAACCAUGCUCUGUAAAAUAUCAUAGCCCGUCUGAAGAAAUCCGGCUUGGUCCUGCGUGUUGGCUUUGGGACUAUUUGCGUCGAACACAGUCAGGCGGCUAUUUUCUUCCACUUAGUGGUGGUAUUGAUAGCUGCUCGUCUGCUUUGAUAGUGUUUUCCAUGUGCGAGCUUGUUCAUGCACGUCUUGAUUGUUCAGAUAAAAAGGUGAUUCAAGAUCUUGAAGCCAUUGUGGGUGCCAGUAUUGAUACAAGCAGCAUGUCGCCAUCCAAGAUCUGUGGAUUACUGUUGCACACAUGCUAUAUGGGAACGAUCAAUUCAAGUAAUGCUACACGAGACCGGGCUGCUAUUUUAGCCAAGCGUAUUGGCAGUUGGCAUCUGUCCAUCAAUAUUGAUGCAGGUGUGGAUGCUAUUAUGGGCAUAUUUCAACUAGCAACAGGCACAUCACCCAAGUUUCAUGUACAUGGAGGUUCAGUGCGAGAAAACAUUGCUCUUCAAAACAUCCAGGCUCGUUUGAGAAUGGUGAUAGCGUAUCUAUUUGCACAGUUGCUUCCAUGGACUCGUGAUCGUCGGUCAUCUCUACUUGUUCUUGGCAGUGCUAAUGUGGAUGAAAUGCUAAGGGGCUAUUUGACCAAAUAUGAUUGCUCGAGCGCGGAUUUGAAUCCACUUGGUGGUAUCAGUAAAGUCGAUCUUGUCGAGUUUGUCAAGCACAUGGCAGAAUCAGUGCCUGAAUUGGAUAUUUUGAGCGAAUUUGUCAGUGCACCUCCUACUGCAGAGCUUGAACCCAUUACUUUGCAACACGUUCAAACAGAUGAGGAUGAUAUGGGAAUGUCAUACAAAGAUCUGUCAGUAUUUGGUACGCUUCGCAAAAUAUCAAAAAUGGGACCUGUUUCAAUGUUCCAGCGACUUCUUCACGAUUGGGGUAGCAUGUUUUCUCCAACAGAGAUUGCUGCAAAAGUCAAGCGCAUGUUUUUUUUCUACUCCAUCAACCGGCACAAGGCAACCAUUAUGCCACCAGCCUAUCACAUGUCCAGCUAUUCUGCAGAUGAUAACCGUUUCGAUAUGCGUCCAUUCCUGUACAAUGCUUCAUGGAAGUGGCAGUUUGAGAAAAUAGAUGACAAGGCAAAGUAUGCACAAGAGUGAAUACAAAAUAGUUCAUUCUGUGAUAUUCGUUUGCUGCUACAUUAAACAAUGUUUCUCAACACCAGAAUAACUAUCAAGAUUUUCAAAGUACAAAUAAUAAAAUAUGAG